Molecule: messenger RNA, 420 nt
Organism: Strongylus vulgaris
Lineage: Eukaryota; Metazoa; Nematoda; Chromadorea; Rhabditida; Strongylidae
Source: the annotation of a GenBank genome assembly
AUGGCAUCAUUGGCAGUACAACCAUGUAAAGCAAUCCUCAGCAUUCUCUUUGUGCUAGUCGCAACAGUUCACACGGACAUAACAUCCUCCUCCGAUCUGAACUGCGAUUUCUCCUACAACUGUCAGUGGAGAAACGCGAGCAACUCAGAAGACAGUGGUGACUGGGUAAUCAGCACUCAUUACGAAGCGGAUCCACAGCACAUGGUGAUACCGAGGAAGGGCAGCGCCAAAGAUUUAGAAGGUUAUUUCGCCUAUACCAGUGGCUUCAUGGGGCAAACCGUAGCUCUGCUAGUGUCGGACGUCGCUUCUUGCCAAAUCGGUGGAGGAAACGUGAAGUAUUGGUAUUAUAAAACAGGUGUCGAAUCACAACUGGAAGUGUGCACUAGACAACCACCAGGAAGUAAAGAGUUCACUUCGAUG